Messenger RNA from Drosophila persimilis, 1324 nucleotides. Its product is annotated as type 1 phosphatidylinositol 4,5-bisphosphate 4-phosphatase. Lineage: Eukaryota; Metazoa; Arthropoda; Insecta; Diptera; Drosophilidae. Gene Ontology annotation, molecular function: phosphatidylinositol-4,5-bisphosphate 4-phosphatase activity. Gene Ontology annotation, cellular component: phagocytic vesicle membrane; late endosome membrane; lysosomal membrane. The coding region runs from base 166 to 957 and encodes 263 amino acids. The record is from RefSeq and is a predicted model, not a curated record. Gene Ontology annotation, biological process: phosphatidylinositol dephosphorylation. The transcript is spliced from 6 exons.
ACAGCAGUGCAUUUUCAACAAAAUAAGUUGUGACGUUGCGUUACAGAAAAGAGUCAGCAACAACAAAUACAACAGCGAGAACGGCAAUUUGUGUCCAGCAGUAACGGGAGUUGUUCUUGUCACACGAAGAAAAAGUGCACCCUUCAGGAAUCUCGAUAAUCCAGCAUGGCCGACCCCGAAAGGCAGAGCUUGAUCAACAAGGAUGAAUCGAUCAUGUACGCUGCCGUCGACGAGGGUGCCGAGAAUCCUGGGAGCGGCACAGCCGCAGUCCCCAAUGAGGAUGGCAAUGGAGCACCGACUGCAGUGCCUUGUAUUGGACCCGAUGAGCUGCCACCGCCCUAUCAGCAGAGUAGCAACACUGGAGGGGUGCCAAUGGUCACCUGUCGCGUGUGUCAGCACAUGAUUGACAUUACCACGAAGAGGGAGCAGCAUGUGGUCAAGUGCACCCAUUGCAAUGAGGCGACUCCCAUUAGGAACGCUCCGCCGGGCAAGAAGUACGUACGCUGCCCGUGCAAUUGUCUGUUAAUCUGCAAGAGCUCUUCGCAGCGCAUCGCUUGUCCCCGACCCAAUUGCAAGCGAAUCAUUAACUUGGCCCCAAGUCCCGUCACCCCACCCGUGCCAACCAUGCCGGGCAUGUGUCGCGUCAUCUGUGGUCACUGUUCGGACACGUUUUUGUUUAACACCUAUCACAAUGCCCUGGCUCGCUGUCCGCAUUGCAGAAAGGUCUCCUCGGUGGGUUCGCGCUUCGCCAACAGCCGCGGCGUUAUGUUUGCCAUUGUGGCGUUGCUGUUCCUUGUGGCGGGCAUUGCCGUGACCAUAGGCACAAUCUCGUAUGCAUCGGCUCACGGCGGCAUGUAUAUUCUCUAUGUGGCAUUGUUUGUAAUCGCGGUGAGCAUGUUGGCCCGAUCCGCGUACUAUUUCCGCCUUAAAGUGAGCGCCAUUGAUGGGCCCAUGUAAGAGUCGCGUUGCGGUGCAAGAACAGAAGUGCAUUGUUUUAUUUUGAUAUAUGUAUAUACAUAUAUAUAUAUUAUGCAUAUAUAUCAUUCCUUUUGAUAUUAAAUGUAACCCGCAAUCUAAACAAACAGCCAAUAGCAGACGAAACAAUGAACAUUUCCCCAGGAACAGCAUCAGCAGAAGCAGCAGUCCACAAUCCCAGCCUCAAAAGGAUUCUAAAUGUUGAACAAAUUUAAUGAAAAGCUAGCUAAAUUAUUCGAGACGAAGCCAGCCCCCAUAUAAAGUGAUUUCUAAAACCAUAUUUUUAGGACAUUAAGACCCGUAACUAACUACACACUAAUGAAUAUACUAAAAGCGAAAUAUUUCCAAA